Bathycoccus prasinos is the source of this 687-nucleotide messenger RNA. RefSeq names its product protein of unknown function DUF938. Bases 1 to 687 code for a protein of 228 amino acids. The record is from RefSeq and is a predicted model, not a curated record. Lineage: Eukaryota; Viridiplantae; Chlorophyta; Mamiellophyceae; Mamiellales; Bathycoccaceae. The transcript has a single exon.
AUGGCGUCGGGUGAUUUGCACAACGUCAAAAUGGGCGCCUCUGCGGCCGAGCGAAACGCGCCUCACAUCGCGGCAAAAGUCGUGCCGAGACUGCUUCAGAUAUGCAAAGAAGAAGAAGAAGAGGAGAACAUCGAUAAGGAGAAGUACGCGUUCGAAAUAGGCUCCGGCCAAGGCGUGCACGCGUCCAUCAUCGCCCCCAAGUUACCGAACAUCGAGUUCGUGCUCUCGGACAUGGCGGAAGAUUACUUUGAACACAUAAAAGAGAACGUGAAAAGCAUAGACAACGUCUUGCUCCCGCCGGUGACGUUUGACGCGAGAGAUGACAUCGUGGACGCGCUGAUCGUGGAUAAUUUAAAAGCGGUUAUCGGGGCGUGUUUGUUAGUGUUAGUGGUGAACAUCUGUCACAUAAGUCCAAUUGAAACGACCAAAGGGAUAUUCGCGUCGAGCGAGAAGGUGUUGGCGAAACGAGGCGUUUUGUAUAUUUACGGACCGUUCAACGUGGACGGGAAGUAUACGAGCGAAGGAAACGAGAGGUUCGAUAAGAGCAUGAAAGAGAAGGACGAGAGGUUUGGUAUUAGGGACAUAUCGGAGUUAGAGGCCAUAGGAGAAACGCACGGGAUGAAAUUGAACGAGAUUCACGAGAUGCCGGCGAACAACUUUCUCUUGGGUUGGGUUCGGACGCGAUGA